AGUUUUUAGUUUCUCUGUAUUUUAAAUGGAAUCUUCGCACAUGCGCAGUAGUUAGUUAGCAUGUUUUGGAACAAGCGAAUGUCAACAAACUACGCUCGGAUUCUAAAUGAAAAAAAUAUAUGGAGGACCUUAAACGAUCCCUGAAGAUGCCGCUGUUCGGAAACACGUUCAGUCCGAAGAAAACUCUCCCCCGCCGGUCUGCGUCCAUGUCCAGCCUGCACACGCUGGAUCAUUCCACCAAAGAAAUCGAGCUGGGCUUGGAGUAUGGACCUCCUGAGGCCAACAUCGGAGGCCACAUCUGGAAGUUUGAGGAUGGACAGUGGGUAACAGAGUCCGAUGGAAACACGUCAAGUCGGGAAAUGCAGCGACUCAAAAAGAAAAACCUCCAACUGGAAGAGGAAAAUAAUCUCUUGAAACUAAAGAUUGAAGUUCUCAUGGACAUGCUGACUGAAACGACGGUGGAGUGUCAUCUAAUGGAGAAAGAAGUGGAAGAUAUAAAGACCCAAAACAGAAGAAAAAAAUGAGAUAUAAUCUCUGUUAUGUGUAUUUUAAGUGUCUUUUUGCAGCUGUUGAAUUGUAAAAACUUUUAAUUUCA
Molecule: messenger RNA, 595 nt
Organism: Oryzias melastigma (Indian medaka)
Lineage: Eukaryota; Metazoa; Chordata; Actinopteri; Beloniformes; Adrianichthyidae
Gene: cby1
Product: chibby homolog 1 (Drosophila)
Exons: 5
Coding region: 120-524 (134 amino acids)
Source: RefSeq, a predicted model, not a curated record